AACGGACACCACCACGACCAAAAGCAACCAUGAGCGAACAACCUUCCGCCGCGCUGUGCCAUGCGCUGGACCGGGCAGCGACGUUGCUGAAGGAAGGUUGGAAGGAUGACCCUGCGCAGCAGGCAUCCCCAGACCUUGCUCGCCUUCUCAUCGAACUCCAUUCACAAACGACAGCUGCCCUUGAGCACCUGGCUUCCGUGCCAGGUCACGAGCAUGAGGCGGCAGACCAUGGCGCGCGACACGAUCACCAUGAGCACGACGAUAAGGCAGAAGGAGGCAAGGGCAUGGCCACGCUGCACACGAUUCGGCGGUACUUGGCGCAGCAACUUGAGUCCCAAGGCUCACUUGCCGCGGAUGAAGAGCUGCACUAUCCAGACCGUGGCGAGAACUCCGACUGCAACGAGCAGAACACCCUGUCCGUUGACAGUUUCCUGUUUGACGCGGAUGAUGUCGAUGACAUGAUUGACGCCGGUGAUCUUCCAUCGCACUAUUGCCAAGACUGCGGCUCGCGUAACAUCAGUCGCCUCACGUUCAUCUCGCACUCCAUGUCGCUGCACCAGCUCAAGUUCAUGUACAACACCAUCAUUCCGCAAUAUUGCCCAACCGUCCGCCACGUGGUCGAUAUCGGCUCCCGCCUCGGCGCCGUUCUCUUUGCGGGCUGUUGCCUUCGACCCGAUCUCACGUACACUGGCGUGGAGGUGAACAGCACCUAUGCCGCGCAGCAACGCGACGUCAUCGAUAAGUUCAACCUCAAAGCCAUCAAUGUGGUGGAAGGCGAUGUUCGGCAACACACAGAUCUGCUACAACAAGCGGACCUGGUUGUGCUUCACAACGUGUUUGAGUUCUUUGGCGACAAGGCCUACAGCCAAGAGUUGUGGCUGACUGUGCUCCAGGCGCUUACGCGUUCCAACACGUUUAUUCUCUCCGUCCCGGCCAUUGAAGAGUCUCUGGACACCAUUGGGCUGCCGUCGUCGUCCAUGUCGCAUCUGAAGCGCGUACCCAUCGCCUACCCAGAACCCGUUGAUGAAGACGACGAGUUUGCAGAGGACGCAGCAACCAUGUUCCUCUACACCGUGGUUGAACCUCACGUGGAGAGUGAUGAAACGUCAAGAAACGCUGACAAUUAAUUGAAUCGUAAUUCAAACGUACAUCGUGGUUGCACUUCCCUUUCUCUGGACACAUGAUUCUCCCCUUGUCUCCUUCUCCUACUUUGUGACUAAGCUUGCUUGCUUUCUUCAGCAGCUUGGACUUCGAUACACGGCAACUUGCUGGGCAAAGUGACACUCUA
Messenger RNA from Salpingoeca rosetta, 1288 nucleotides. RefSeq lists its product as uncharacterized. Lineage: Eukaryota; Choanoflagellata; Craspedida; Salpingoecidae. The coding region runs from base 30 to 1127 and encodes 365 amino acids. Gene Ontology annotation, molecular function: methyltransferase activity. The transcript is spliced from 9 exons. The record is from RefSeq and is a predicted model, not a curated record.